AUGGCUGCCUCAGCUGUUUUCAUUCUGGUCACUCUGUGCCUCUCCGUCAUACCCCCGACCACCCCAUCCUGCACCAGGGGCUCCUUUCGAGAGUGCAAAGAGGCAGAGUUUGCUCCGGGCUCCAACCUGGGCGGCGAGGGUUUCGACAUCACCAGGAUGCAGCGCAAGGGGGCCUUUGUGAUCGACAUGAACCUGUGGAGACGCGAGAACAACACCUGCCUGCUGUGCAAGAACCCGUACCAAGAGGGGAAGAUGCAGAAGGUCCCACUUCCCGUGGUGCACUGGAGGCCUAUUCAGAAAUGUAGCAUGAAGGUGGCCAGCUCACAGUACCAGUCAAGCGAGUCCCUGGUCAGAUCUGUCACGUCCAGCGUGGAGAACAACUGGAAAGCCGAUUUAAAAGUAGAGACCAAAAGGGUGGAUGGCUCCCUCAUGCUAGCUGGAACCAACUCGCAUAUAGCCGAGUAUGCUAUGGAAAAAACGAAGAGAGACAAAUAUACCUUCUUGAGCCAUAAGAUGGUCUGCAGUCACUACAGCUACAUGGUUUCCAACCGGCCCCCUCUCCACCCAGAAUUCCAGUACGCCAUCAACCAGCUGCCCAAGAAAUACACCACUGAGAACAAAAGACGCUUCUACAAGCUCAUCGACAACUUUGGCACCCACUAUAUGACAAAAGUGACCCUGGGUGGGAUGGUGCACUCGGUGACCAGUGUCAGGCAGUGCAUGGCCUCCCUACAAGGCCUGACCUCGGACGAGGUCAAGAUGUGUCUGGACCUAGAGGCUUCAGCCAGCGUGGGAGACCAUGCCAAGGCCGGUGCAGAGAUGAAGCACUGUAAGGAGGCAAAGGAGAGGACAGAGGACAAGACCAGCUUCUCCGGCAGCUUUAAUGACAGAUUUACAGAGGUUUUCGGUGGCCACAGCACAGAAGCCGAUCUUCUCUUCUCUGCAGACAAAGACCCAGCGGCCUACAAAGAAUGGCUGUCCAGCCUGGCAGCCAACCCAGAUGUGAUCAACUACUCACUGGAUCCACUCCACGAACUGUUACCCACCAAUAACUCAGUGAGGAAGGAGCUACGCAAAGCAAUCGAGCAUUACGUUCUAGAGCGGGGACUCUGGCAAAACUGCUCAGAGCCCUGCAAGUCUGGCAUCAAAAGGAAUCCCAAGGAGCCCUGUGCGUGCAGUUGUCAUGGUAAUCCUGGCGUAGGUAGCAAUUGCUGUCCCACCAAACGUGGCCUUGCUCGAGUCGUCAUCACAGCAGUGAAGGCAACAGGGUUGUGGGGUGACACCACCACAGCAACAGAUACCUAUGUGAAGGUGUUUAACUCCCAGAACAUGCAAAUCGGACGCAGCAAUGUGAUUUGGAACAACAACUCACCUCAGUGGAACAUGAUCUUUGACAUUGGUGACGUCAUCUUGUCCCAGAGCAGCAUGGUGAGGUUUGAGGUGUGGGAUGAAGACAGUGGGUGGGAUGACGACUUGCUGGGAACUUGCACUACUGACAUCAAGGAAGGGACCAAGGACGAUGCAUGUGCCCUGAACCACGGAGUGUUCUACUACAAACUCCAGGUGACCUGUGGCCCCAGCUUGAGUGGUCCGUCCUGCUCCGAGUAUGUGAGCUCUCCCAUGAACGGUCAGCUGGAAAAACUGUAUGUGUCCCGCCAUGCUCGACCCAUACCGAAGGAAAUGCUCCUCAAAAUGGGAGUGUUUAGCGAUGAUGCUUAAAUUAGUUAAACACUUUAAGUUGAUUUCAUUCUUUGCUCAGCACAAUUUGCCAUGUUUCAUCUUCAUAUUAUUGUUCAUUUUCAUUCAUAAGUAAAUUUAGAAUGUCAUAUUGUCUUCCACUGGACAAACUCACAGAUACUAUGUAGCAUAUUACUAUGUUUUACAUUUACGUAAACAGCACAUACUUGUAUCCAAUGCAAUGCAAGCAACUUAAGACAAUGCAUUA
Messenger RNA from Engraulis encrasicolus (European anchovy), 1945 nucleotides. Its product is annotated as perforin-1-like. Gene Ontology annotation, biological process: T cell mediated cytotoxicity; immunological synapse formation; defense response to virus. NCBI's taxonomy places the organism in Eukaryota, Metazoa, Chordata, Actinopteri, Clupeiformes, Engraulidae. The record is from RefSeq and is a predicted model, not a curated record. Gene Ontology annotation, molecular function: calcium ion binding; pore-forming activity; wide pore channel activity. The transcript is spliced from 4 exons. Gene Ontology annotation, cellular component: membrane attack complex; membrane. Bases 1 to 1719 code for a protein of 572 amino acids.